AUGAGUACGAAAACAAACGAGGAGAUUGCACAACCUGCUACUGCAAGUGGAACUCUGCGGCUGCGUUCAGAGACCUCCACAUCUUUCAAUUUCUCCAUUCCAGAAGGCUUGCGAAACCUUUUCCCAGAUUAUCGGACACCGGCUAAUGUCUCUCCAUACCUGUAUGCCAAGGAGCAGGGUGUUCAAUAUCCCAACUACACUCAAUGGGAGAUGGAGCCGUACAAAGAGAGGUCAGAUUAUGUUGACCGUGGCUCCUUAUCGAAUCCUAAGAAAAAGUCGCUUUUCGAAGCAGCUACAAAAAUCCGGCAUCUCACUCCUUAUUGUGGAACGGAACUUAUUGGGAUCAAGCUCACGGAGCUUACUGACGAGCAAAAAAAUGAGCUCGCAAGACUAGCGUCUGAGCGAGGUGUUGUUGUGGUCAGGAACCAGCUCGACCUUGACAUCAGAAAACAGAUUGAGUUUACCUCAUACUUUGGAGAACCCCACAUCCACCAUCAAAGCGGGAUUAUUCCCGAUCUUCCUUGGGUGCAUCCUGUCUACAAGGACGAAACUUCAACCGGCGGCCUGAGUUCUCAGGUGUGGCAUUCAGAUGUUCCCUAUGAAAUCAACAGUGCUGGUAUUUCCACAUUGAGAUUUGAUGUCUUGCCACGCUCGGAAAAUGGAGAGCUUAUCGGAGGAGACACGCUAUUUGCUAAUGGCUACCUAAUCUAUGAGUCCCUGGAUCCCAAAUUCCGGGCGUUUCUUGAAACCCUUUCAGCUGAGAGUAGUGGCUUUGGUCAAGCCGCUGUUGCUGCAGAAUCAGGCUACAAAACAAGGAGACCUCCUAUAGCAACGGUUCACCCUCUGGUGAGAACCAACCCUACCACCGGCCUGAAAUCGCUCUAUGUUGCUGAAAACUUCACAACCAAAAUUGUGGGUCUUGAAGAGCGCCUGAGCAAUACAAUUCUUCAGUACUUGUUUGACCAUAUACGGAGAUCAUUGCAAUACCAAUGUCGUGUGCAAUGGACUGAAAAUGACCUUGCAAUCUGGGAUAACCGUUCUCAUUUCCAUACUGGGAUCUUUGACUACUACCCCAAAACCAGACAUGGCACUAGGGUCAUUGCCCAAGCCGAAAAACCGUACUUUGAUCCGGACUCGAAGCUUUACAGUCAGGUUACUUUUGAAGGAUAUAGUGUUCUAUGA
Ogataea angusta is the source of this 1182-nucleotide messenger RNA. RefSeq lists its product as uncharacterized. Gene Ontology annotation, cellular component: cytoplasm. Gene Ontology annotation, molecular function: 2-oxoglutarate-dependent dioxygenase activity. The record is from RefSeq and is a predicted model, not a curated record. Bases 1 to 1182 code for a protein of 393 amino acids. The transcript has a single exon. NCBI's taxonomy places the organism in Eukaryota, Fungi, Ascomycota, Pichiomycetes, Pichiales, Pichiaceae.